UAUCUUUCGUUGAUCUGUCUGUACAAGAUCAUACUUUCCCUUCAGUCCUCUCUGUUGAGAAUCAUCCAAUUGAAUCUUACGAAAAUUUUGAAGAAGAUGAGGUCGCUUCAAUCACCGAUUGUUUGCCCUAGUGUUCGUCCCAGACAAGUGAGUGUGUCUGCUUCGCUCGUCAACUCCACUGUUUCGAGACCUAGGCUUCUCAGGAACCGGUUUUGGGGUCAUCAGACUAAAAAAGUCAAGUCCCAGGUUGCUACAGUGAUAGUACGGAGGUGUAAGGGUAUACAGUGUCUUUUCAGCUCGCAUUCAGAUGGUAACGGAAGCACAGCAGAGAAUUUCAACGAGAACGAUGAAGAUUAUGUCAAGUCUAGUGUACUUGAAUCUGCUGAGGUAAGAAGUGGACCGGAUGGUUUUGUGGUGAAGAUGAGAGACGGUAGGCAGCUUCGUUGUGUUCACAAUAAUCCUCAGGGAGGGAAUCUCCCGAGUUAUGCUCCACACUCUGCUAUUGUGCUGAAAAUGGAAGAUGGAACUGGUCUUCUUCUUCCUAUUAUCGUCUUGGAGAUGCCAAGUGUGUUACUUAUGGCAGCAUUGACGAAUGUGAAAAUAGCAAGGCCAACUAUGUAUGAAGUGGUGAUGGAGAUGGUAGAUAAAAUGGGUUACGAGGUUAGGCUUGUUCGAGUUACCACAAGAGUUCACGAGGCGUAUUACGCACAGUUAUUCCUUUCAAAGGUGGGGGAUAAGUCUGAUUGUGUAAGCUUCGAUCUACGUCCUUCAGAUGCAAUCAAUAUAGCUGUCAGAUGCAAGGUACCCAUCCAAGUUAACAAGUUUCUAGCAUACAGUGAUGGAAUGAGAGUCAUCGAGUCUGGAAAGCUAUCAAAGCAAACACCUGCUUCUGAUGGUUUAUUACAUACUGAACUAGACCGGCCAAAUGGUCAGCCUUGUCUUGAUACAAAAGAGUUUGAUCUCUUGAACAACAUGAUGCAAGCCGUUAAUGAAGAACGGUAUGAUGAAGCAGCUGAGUGGAGAGACAAGCUUGGCCAGUUUCAAGCGAAACGCAAACUAAGGAAAUACACAUGAUCGACAGAGCAGUUCCGAGACAAAUGUAUUUAUAAAAGUAGUAGUAUUAUUAUUGUAAAUAAUAAAGAAGCCAUUGCUUAGAAGCUGCGAUCAAAGUGAUGGACAUGGACGCUUCCAACCUUGCAAAAGAAAUAAUAUAUCUCGUGUGAUGGAGAAUACUCGUCUAUCAUACACAUGUGCACGUUGUUAGUAAGUUCCUCGAAGAUAAAAGACAUAAAAUCUUGUAUGUAGUGUUAUCGUGUGAAACCAAUCAGUGAUGUGUACAUACAUAAUCAUACAUUGAUCAUCUCUCGUAAUUAGAUUAAUAAAUUUUAGUGGAAAGUAUGAUUUU
Messenger RNA from Raphanus sativus (radish), 1405 nucleotides. RefSeq names its product bifunctional nuclease 2. Gene Ontology annotation, cellular component: VCB complex; nucleus. The record is from RefSeq and is a predicted model, not a curated record. The coding region runs from base 97 to 1074 and encodes 325 amino acids. Gene Ontology annotation, biological process: protein ubiquitination. Gene Ontology annotation, molecular function: nuclease activity; protein binding. Lineage: Eukaryota; Viridiplantae; Streptophyta; Magnoliopsida; Brassicales; Brassicaceae. The transcript has 11 exons.